Molecule: messenger RNA, 690 nt
Organism: Anisakis simplex (herring worm)
Lineage: Eukaryota; Metazoa; Nematoda; Chromadorea; Rhabditida; Anisakidae
Source: the annotation of a GenBank genome assembly
GUGUGGUCGGCACAUCAAAAUGCGUGGAUUCGGAUGCAGACUGUUACGGAUGGGUGGCCCAGAACCAUACGUGGUGCUAUGAGGAGGACACCUUUACGGCGAGUCUCUGCGACAAGAGUUGUCAGAAAUGUGGUGCACCCGUUCGCAAAGUUGAUAUCAUUUUGUCAAUUUAUAGAAUUCGAUUUGAGACGAGUGCCGCAUAAUUUGCAACCGAUCGCAUUUUUAAUCGGUAAAUGGCGUUCUGAAUUUGGCGGUAAGGCAUUCUUUCCAACUAUUCCCAGGUUUACGUACGGCGAAGAGAUUGUUUUCAGUAUUUGCGAUCCGCAUUUGAGUGGUGAACCAUCACUCUAUUAUAAUGCUACUGCAUGGGCUAACAAUAAUAAUGAUGAGCUACAUAGCGAGUAUGGCUUCAUAACGGUUGAAAACGGCACACGAAAUGUUUCGAUGAAUACAAUUAUGAGCAAUGGUUUUGCAACAAUUGAACGCGGCUACGAAGAGGAUAACGCAGUGACGUUGACAAUGCGCCGUAUCGGUCGAGUCAGUUUCAGUCGGGAUUUACCCGUUAGAACGAUGAUCAGAAGCUGGACACUACUUGAUCCAGGUCAUCUUGAAGCACGUCUUUUCAUGGGCACAGUAACGCAUCAUCUCAUGGAGCACACGUCUGUUGUUUACGAGAGGAUAUAUCCUUGA